UAAUUAUAAGGAAAUACUGGGAAGUUAGCUAUUAAUAUUAUAUAUAUUAUAAAAUAAAAUGUUGAUGAAGCGACUCUGAUACGCACCAGUAAACCCUACUUUAUGACGUUGAUGCAACAGUCUAUCUGGGGACACUGCGGCCAUUGUUAUGUCAUAUGUGACGCAAUGGUGAGUAUAAAAGGGGACUGUAAUUGGAAUUUGUUUUAUUAGUAGCCAAGGAUCAAUCGAGUUAAUUGUUACUGGAGCUACGAGCGAGCGAAAUGUUGUGUUGCCCUUGUUUCCCCUUUAGGAAGCGCAAGAAAGUCCGUCCCGAGCCAGUGCCAGAGGCGGCGAUUCCCAGACCUCAGAGGGUCCGCCCCAUCCUCAGGAGGCUGAGGAAGUUCCUGAAAAGGGAACAAGCCCUUGUGGCAGAGGGCUCUGUACGGGAGGCCCAGACAACAGGGUCAGAGGUCACCCCUCACAUCCCCUCAGAGGUCUCGGACACUCUUAUUACACAUAGUCCAAAUGCCCUUCAAGAGACCGCGAAGGAGGAGACUAAGGUGAUCAAGGCCAUCCUCCAUGAGGACCCUGUUAAAAUGGAGGACCUCGAAAGAGAGGAGGACACCAACUUGUCUCCUGUGCCUGCAGUGCUUGGGCCCUCCUCCAGCUCCUUGGACCGCACUGUGACCCAUCUGAUGGGGCAAGAAGUUGCCAAGAGGGGAAGAUCAUCAAGGGACAGAAGCCCCUGUGCUUCAUUAACUGCCCCAGACAAUGUUGUUGCCCUCCUCCAACUUCAGCAGCUGAAGUGUAGAGGGCUGCCCAACCUGGGGCUGACCUGCUACCUGAACGCCACACUGCAGUGUCUGCUCCACCUGCAGCCUUUCUGCACUCAGCUGCUGGUGCAGGAGGAGGUGUGGAGGAUGGAGCCGGAGGCACUGCUGCUCAGUUCAUUUGUAGGACUGUUGCUCCUCAGAGGGUCCUGUGAAAUGGAUGUAAAGGCAGCUGUACUACUGGAGUUCAAGGACCAAAUCUCCCUGCACAACCAGGAGUUUCAGGGGAACUCACAGAACGACGCCCAUGAGUUCCUCUCAGAGUGUCUGAUGCGGCUAAGGGUCAUCGGCCAGGCACUGGCCAUGGGCGACAUGGCCUACCAGUGCCCAGUGGACACUCUGUUAUCCUUCCAGCUCCGGUAUAUAAGAACUUGCCAGAGCUGUGGAGUUGAGAGCACGAGGGAUGAGGUUAACACCAUGCUCUCCCUCGACCUGGUCGGACAGGGAUCAGUGAGAGACAGCCUCCAGCUCUUUUUCACUGAAUCAAAUGUGGAGUUCCGGUGUGAGUGCUGUGAGGGUCGGGGGUCAACCUUGAGGUGUAAUUUCCACACUCUCCCUCAGGUGUUGAUCCUCCACCUCAAGAGGUUCUGUCCCCUGACCCUCACCAAACAACACCAGGCGCUCACACUGGACCCCAUUCUGGACCUGAGGACACUAGGGGAAAGGACUGAAGAUGUCCCUAGGACGCCUCCUCCAAACAGAGCAGUGUCCAGCAUAGGUGGAGAGACAGGGACAGAGACCCUGGUGAGACACAGGGAGGGAGACUCAGUGGACAGUUUGUUUAAUGUGGCAAAUUAUUUACAUGCAUAAGGACAUAAAGGCUGUUUGAUCUUGUGGCAAUGAAUGCUAUGUGAAUGUGUGCCUUUUCUAAAUGUACAAGUAACUUAGGUAGGAGUUGGUGUAAUAGUGGGCGAGUUUGCAUCGUGAAUUAAUAAGAAACUGCAAAUUGUCCUUUCAGGAAGGAGAGGGACAUUAUUCCUUAAUUAAUGUCCUUAGCCACAUUGGCUCAGAUACCACCAGCGGCCACUACAUAGCCGACUGUGAGGAACAGCCAGGCCAGUGGGUCAAAUACAGUGACCACUCCGUCACGGUGGGAUCUGAGGAGGCCGUCCUCAAAGACAGGGAGAAGACGGCCUACAUACUUUUUUACAUCAAAAAGAAGUGUCCAGCAUAGGUGGAGAGACAGGGACAGAGACCCUGGUGAGAGACAGGACAGAGAAGAGACCCUGGCCACUACAAAGCCGACUGUGAGGAACAGCCAGGCCAGUGGGUCAAAUACAGUGACCACUCUGUCUCAGUGAGAUCUGAGGAGGCCCUCCUCAAAGACAGGGAGAAGACGGCCUACAUACUUUUUUACAUCAAAAAGGUAAUUUACACCAUCAGCCACAGCUGAACACUUACAUCUGUACACAACCUCUCCAGUAUCUUAGUAAUAAAUAAUGACCCUAUUUAAAACAUUCCCUUCCCAUGCAGGUGUAUAGUAUAUCACACACUGUUUUAAUGUCAGUUUAAUUUAACUGUUUUAAUGACACAUGGUAACUUGGAAACGGUUUCCUUCACACUCUUUUCACGGUGUGUUUUUUAUGUAAUUUUAGUGAGGCGGAUUACCCCCCUCCCCAACCCAUCUGCCUUGGUCUGCCCUCCCCCAUCAUCAUCAGGGGUAAAAGCUGUCAGCACCACUCCAGCAGGCUGGCAAGCAAUGGGUGACCCAUUCAUAAAGGUCAAGGUCAGAGCGUCCCUACCCAACGUGAAUGAUAUCUACCACAAGAGGGUGGAGUCGAGGGCAAGAAACAUCACCUGUUGCCGUCGGGUAGACGCCUACGCAGUCUAAACUCAAGGACUGAGAGACUUAGGAGGAGUUUUUACCCAUAGGCAGUGAGACACUUGAUCUCAAUUUUUUAAUUCAGCACCUUAUUUUUAUAUUUUAAUUUUUUAUUUAAUUUUUUGUA
This is a messenger RNA of Clupea harengus (Atlantic herring), 2758 nucleotides long. RefSeq names its product ubiquitin carboxyl-terminal hydrolase 29-like. Gene Ontology annotation, molecular function: cysteine-type deubiquitinase activity. The record is from RefSeq and is a predicted model, not a curated record. The transcript is spliced from 16 exons. Gene Ontology annotation, biological process: protein deubiquitination; G1/S transition of mitotic cell cycle. Gene Ontology annotation, cellular component: cytosol; nucleus. NCBI's taxonomy places the organism in Eukaryota, Metazoa, Chordata, Actinopteri, Clupeiformes, Clupeidae. Bases 261 to 1619 code for a protein of 452 amino acids.